This is a messenger RNA of Phytomonas sp. EM1, 1071 nucleotides long. The record is from the annotation of a GenBank genome assembly. NCBI's taxonomy places the organism in Eukaryota, Euglenozoa, Kinetoplastea, Trypanosomatida, Trypanosomatidae.
AUGAGUACUACGCGGAGAAGCGAACUGGUUAAUAGGCCAUGCAUGAUCACCGAGACAGGGCGAGUUUUGCCGUUACCUCCUAAUCGGGCCCCCUCAAGGUCUUCAAAGACCAUGAGGCUGCCGACGAAGCGGUUUGUCCCUUUAUUGAGUGCUACAGAGGUUGUUAAUCCUCGUGUGAGCUGCGAACGGUCUAUGCACAGGCAGAAGGAUUCCCCAUCUCGACCACUAAUCAAGGCAAAGGAGAAAAAAAAACAUAAAAAGCAGAGGAAAACUGUUGUCUCCCCUCGCGUGUGUGUCAUUGAGGAUCCGAAGAUUACGAUCCCUGAGGAAAUCGAUGCCGAUUCCAAGGAUAAAUAUCUAGAAAAGUUGUCCGUCACGUCAUUUUCAAAAUCCGAUACGUACAGCGAGUCCGACAGCCCAAGACUGGAUACGAUAAUUUGUGAUAAGAUUCAUGAGGGGACCGAGAAUCGACAGUAUAUGACCUCAUCAUCGACAUGCUCGUCUUUCUUAGAAGAAGAGCACAAAGCUUAUAACACAUGUCCUUUACUGAGACGUCCAGAAUCCAUAAGUCUAAGAAUCGAAAAUGAAAAUGUAGCCGAGAUUUUUGAGAAUCCGUACAAAUACCCUGAAUCCAAAAGGCAACACAAGAAGCACGACAGCCCUCGGGCUCGGUGGCUCACCCACAAACCUAAUCAGGAUUCAGAAGACGACCCGAAUUCGCGUUUGAACAACUCAAAAACUGUUUUAGUGCACAACAAUUGGCAUCUGCAUAUUCACUCUAAGACCAAUAAGAUGCAGAAUAAUCACGUGGAUACGCAGGUCGCAUACAUUGAAGGUCCCAGAGGUCAGAGUCUGGCGCGGCUCACACAUUUGAAGGGGAGAAACUCAUGGGAGCAGACUGAUAUCAACCAGAAGGUAGUGGAGCAUUCGGUACAUACUCUUCAUUUGAAACUCCUGGGGGGUGUUUCACCGGAUACAGAAAUACCAGGGUCGUCAAUAGAAGGCAGCGAGCUAGCACCCGCGAUGCCGUCACUCCAGGGAAUUCGACGCACUCAACAAGUUCGAUUUUAG